This is a messenger RNA of Aspergillus puulaauensis, 330 nucleotides long. RefSeq lists its product as uncharacterized. The coding region runs from base 1 to 330 and encodes 109 amino acids. Lineage: Eukaryota; Fungi; Ascomycota; Eurotiomycetes; Eurotiales; Aspergillaceae. Gene Ontology annotation, biological process: biosynthetic process. The record is from RefSeq and is a predicted model, not a curated record. The transcript has 2 exons.
AUGGCAUAUUGGCGUGGACAUCCAAGCGUCCUCAUCGAUCCGCCUGGCAAAACAGCGACAACUGAGACGGAUGCGACUACCUUGUCUACUGAAGUAACUGGAGAUCUACCUCACAAGAUUGAUAUGGUCGGGAUCAGCGCUACCGGGUUUAGUCCUGAGCUUGUCAUGUCUUUUGAGGAUGGGAAAGUCACCACCGAGCCGCUGGCCGGAACUAGGGCUAAUGUGGGCAUGGAGAAGGAGCAGGUGCGACUACGGAACGAUCUUCUUAACGACCCCAAGGAAGUCAUCGAGCGCAUGUCAUCUCAGUCCAGGGAGAAAUGCGGGAAAUGA